AUGCCCGCCGCUCUCCCGACCGUGACCGUCCAGAACGGCAACGGCGCCACCUGCCAGCUCCCGGAGGUGUUCCUCUCGCCGAUCCGCCCGGACAUCGUCAACGCCGUGCACACCGGCCUGAACAAGAACAACCGCCAGGCGUACGCCGUGUUCAACAAGGCCGGCCAUCAGACCGCGGCGGAGUCGUGGGGCACCGGCCGCGCGGUCUCUCGCAUUCCGCGCGUUCCCGGCGGUGGUACUCACCGCGCGGGCCAAGGUGCCUUCGGUAACAUGUGCCGCGGCGGCCGCAUGUUCGCGCCGACGAAGACCUGGCGCAGGUGGCACCGCCGCGUGAACCUCAAGCAGAAGCGCUACGCCGUCUGCUCAGCGCUCGCGGCGUCGGCGGUUCCCGCGCUUCUCAUGGCGCGCGGCCACGCCGUGGAGACCGUCCCGGAGGUGCCGCUCGUCGUCGGCGACGACGUCGAGUCCAUCGCGAAGACGGCCAAGGCGGUCGCGCUCCUCAAGUCCAUCGGCGCCUACGCGGACGUCGAGAAGGUGAAGGAGUCGAGGAACAUCCGCUCCGGCAAGGGGAAGAUGCGUAACCGCCGCUACGUCCAACGCCGCGGCCCGCUCGUGGUGUACGCCGACGACGACGGCAUCACGAAGGCGUUUCGCAACAUCCCGGGCGUGGAGCUGUGCUCCGUGGAUAGGCUCGGGCUCCUGACGCUCGCGCCCGGCGGGCACGUCGGACGGUUCAUCAUCUGGACGAAGAAGGCGUUCGAGAAGCUCGACGCGGUGUUCGGCACGGCGGCGGCGGCGUCGAGCGCGAAGAAGGGGUGGAAGCCGCCGAGGUCCAUCAUGACCGUGCCGGAUCUCUCGCGCGUGAUCAACUCGGACGAGAUUCAGAGCGCGGUGAACGCGCCCAAGGCGGGCAAGACGCGCGCGCACGCGCCGCUGAAGAGAAACCCGCUCAAGAACAAGGCGGCGAUGGAGCGUUUGAACCCGUACGCCAAGGUUGCCGCGCAGAUGGCCGCCGCCGCGGAGAAGGAACGCUCCGCCGCCAAGGCGAAGAAGGUGGCGGGCGCGCGCAGCAAGGUUGGCGAGGCGUUCUACCAGGGCAUGAAGUCCGACUCCGCGUACGAGGGCGAGCUCUUCGACAACUUCGCGGAGUGGCUCCACGGCAAGCCGGAGGAGGAGGAGGAGGAGGCGUGAGGAAUGGACGGCGAAGACGACGGUCGAGGAGGCGAGGCGGCGAGGAGGCGACUCGACACUGUCAUACGUAGUGAAUAGGUUGCAACGCGUCGCGACGAUUCCACUCCACGACUA
Molecule: messenger RNA, 1305 nt
Organism: Micromonas pusilla CCMP1545
Lineage: Eukaryota; Viridiplantae; Chlorophyta; Mamiellophyceae; Mamiellales; Mamiellaceae
Exons: 2
Coding region: 1-1191 (396 amino acids)
Biological process (GO): translation
Cellular component (GO): ribosome; cytosolic large ribosomal subunit
Molecular function (GO): structural constituent of ribosome; RNA binding
Source: RefSeq, a predicted model, not a curated record